AUGACGUUAACUCGCCCUCACAGCCAGAAUAUCGCACUCAUAUUGCUAGUGCGUCGGCUACGCAAAAAACGGAAGCGGACCAUGUACAUACGAGAGCUUUUUGACAAGCGCCCUCAACUCGGCGACUACCACCAGCUGGUGCAGGAGCUCCGCCAAGUGGACCCUGAGUACCACUUUAAGUAUUUCAGAAUGACCAAGGCGAAGUUCGAUCACCUGUUGAGCUUAGUGUACGAGAGAAUACUGCAUGCGCCUAACCACAGGAGACCGAUACGCCCUGCGGAAAGGCUGGCAGUGACUUUAAGGUUUCUGGCAACAGGUGCCUCAAUGCAAGACAUCGCAAUGAGCUACUGUAUGCACGCUACAACGGUUGCUGGAAUUUUAAAAGAAACGCUACCAGCGAUAUGGGACUGCCUAUCGCCGCUCGUCCUGAAGCCCCCAGCAGGUGCUGAUUGGGACAAAAUUCACCGGGCAUAUAGCUCAAAGUGGAAUUUUCCAAAUGUAGUCGGAAGCAUAGAUGGCAAGCACUUUGCAAUUCAGUGCCCUGAUAACAGCGGGUCAGAUUAUUUCAACUAUAAAGGCUUCUACUCCAUUGUUCUGCUUGCCGUGGCUGAUGCAGACUACCGGUUUACUCUUGUCGAAGUCGGGGCCCAAGGAAGGACUUCAGAUGGUGCUUUCUUUAAUGACAGCUCUAUUAGAGAAGUUUUUGAGCAUGGAAGUUUGGAGCUCCCUACAGCAGUCAAUGGGUGGCCAGUUUUCAUGGUAGGUGACGCAGCAUUUCCGUUGCGCACAUAUCUAAUGCGUCCGUACCCAGGAAGGCAGUUGGACGAAAGGAAAAGAAUUUUUAAUUAUCGUCUAUCAAGGGCGAGAAGGUGCGUGGAGAACGCAUUUGGAAUCCUCGUGUCGCGGUGGAGGGCUUUUCUAGGCACUGUCACGGGACAGCCUGAACUGCUCACUGACAUGGUGAAGGCAGCAGUGUGCUUGCACAACUUCUUGAUGGUUGAUUCGGCGUACUGUCCUGCAGGCUAUGGCGACACAGCGAAAGAAGCCGCCAUUGCGCUGGCCCUCGUCGACAACAAGUGUACAACGAUCCUGAGCGACUCGCGCACAGUGGUUCGGAACUACGGCAGAAAUAAUGUGUGUGCCAGUGUGGUGCGCGUUGUGAAGUGCAGUGACAGACAGUGCACUGACGGACUGCGGACUCGUCUCCGAUGGUUCCCGGCGCAUCAAGGCUGCUACUUCGGGAGCACCUCCCCAAACCGCAAUGAGACGGCGAACGCCGCUGCGCGAGGUCUUACUCGCCGCGUGGUGGCACCAGCGUCACUCGUCUUAGCGGAGGGAGUAGCCACCGACGAUAAAGACGACGAAGAAGAAGCCGAACUGGUAACGAGCUACGCGGACGUGCUGGAAUGGUACCGGAGCGCACGUCGCUCCAUGCCGGACCCACACCCGCAGCUCACCAGAGAACAGGCGGUACUCUACAGACAGCUGCAAACGAACUCUGUGCUCACGCCUGCGCUCGCGCGCUUCAUAUGCCCCGACGUCUACGAGAAUGCAAAGUGUAUUGCUGGUACGGUUCUGCAGGGUGACGACCAGGAAGACCUUGGUCUCGAGAUGGCGUGCUCAAAAUCGGAGCUGCUCAUGUUCCAACCGGGAAAAUCAAAGAAGAAGCUGCCGCCGACCAUGAUCAUCACCAUCGACAGAUCGGCCAUCAAGCACACAGCAGAUUAG
Dermacentor silvarum is the source of this 1728-nucleotide messenger RNA. RefSeq lists its product as uncharacterized. The record is from RefSeq and is a predicted model, not a curated record. The coding region runs from base 1 to 1728 and encodes 575 amino acids. The transcript is spliced from 6 exons. NCBI's taxonomy places the organism in Eukaryota, Metazoa, Arthropoda, Arachnida, Ixodida, Ixodidae.